This is a messenger RNA of Cinara cedri, 1490 nucleotides long. The record is from the annotation of a GenBank genome assembly. NCBI's taxonomy places the organism in Eukaryota, Metazoa, Arthropoda, Insecta, Hemiptera, Aphididae.
GUGAAACACAACAAAAUCUGCUGCCGCGACUUCACGAUUACGGAUAUUAGCUUAAUAUUUAACUUAAAACUUUAGUCCGGGUUCAAAUGCCGUGAUGAACGUUAGUUAGUUAUCGGCUUUGAUGUCUUUCCAAAAAGAAAGAAAAAUGAAUAACGUUUUUGUUUUUAGAAUACAUGUGAUAAAAUUCGUGUUCCAAGUACUACUGGGAUUUGCACAUUUUCUGUACGCGUUUUAUACGUGGCUCAUUGACCAGACGUUAUUUAAACAGCCUGACCCAUGGCGAAAUCAGUCCAUAGAUGUUUACGGCAAGUAUAAGUUGACGAAAAAGCCCAACCACCUGGUGGUUUCGGUGUGCCAGGAGGAAGUGUUUUAUGAACAUCUGGCCAAAUUACUGUCCUGGGCGUUGUUUUUGGAAGUGCCUGUUGUCAGUUUUUACCACAAUGAGAAUGGUAAUGAAUAAUAAUGCUAUAUUAUUAGGUCUGUUCAUAAUUGUUGCUCACGAAUUACUGUUCUGUGUAUGUGACCUAUGGUGUAUUUCCCUGCUUGGGUUUGUAAGCCAAUAUUUGUAAUUCGGGAAACACUAUAAAUGAAUUAUCAUUUAGGAAUUUUAGGAGAAUUAAAAAAAAAUAUAUUUUAGUGUUAGCUUAUGUGCUAAAUUUCUGCAUAUUGUGUAACUAUAUUUUGGAUUCUAUGUUUCAGGCAUAUCUUCUGAAGAAUUAUUUUUUGCAUUCAGGGAUCAGUACAAUAAUUUACUUACCAAAGUCAGUUGGGAAUUAGGAUUUAAUGAUAAUAUCAAAUUCGAGUCUAAAAAAUGUAUAAAUGGUGAGUAUUGUAAAUAUGUUUUAUGUACCUAUUUUUUAAUUAGUAAAUUAGAUUUGUUUGUUAAUUAAAACAUUUAAAAUUGUAAGGAUAUAAAUGGGAACCAAGAAUCAAAGUCAAUAUAUUGUCGUCAAAUCAUUCCAAAUUACAAUUAGUAGAUGCAUUGCGCUCCAUAUGCAGAACAGAAGAAAAAUUUUCGGACACAUUAGUCAUGUCUGCAAUCGAUAAAACAUUCCCCAUGGUUGAACCAGAUUUAGUUGUGAUUUGUGGCAAGUCUUGUACAACAUUUGGAUUAUUACCAUGGCACACUCGUGUCACUGAAUUUUUGUAAGUUAAAUUAAUUAUUCAUAUUUAAAAUGCAAAUAACCUGCUGCAUGCUGUAGUAUAAUCUUCCUGAUAUUAAUUUUACUAUUAUCAUUCUAGAACAUUGAAAACUCAUUACAACGUCCCAUUCUCAAAGUUUUAUAACUUAUUGGAACAAUACAGUAGACAUGAACAAAGAUUUGGAAAAUAAAUCAUUAUUCAAUUUUGAUAAUUUAACUGUACAUAAUAGUUUUUAUUUUGUUUGUUAAUUGUGUAAACAUUGUUAUUAAUUAUAAAGAGGAUAAUACUUCCUAAUGAAUUAUUUAUAUAAUCAAAUUUAAAUAUAAUAUUGGGUUUUAAUAAUUUAA